Messenger RNA from Entamoeba invadens IP1, 1833 nucleotides. RefSeq lists its product as hypothetical. Bases 1 to 1833 code for a protein of 610 amino acids. The record is from RefSeq and is a predicted model, not a curated record. Gene Ontology annotation, molecular function: guanyl-nucleotide exchange factor activity. The transcript is spliced from 3 exons. Lineage: Eukaryota; Evosea; Mastigamoebida; Endamoebidae.
AUGGAGAAUCAACCCACCCACCUCCCACCAGAAAAAAAGCUCCCAUCACGCCCUCAGUCCGUAUCACCCACACCACAAAAUUAUUCGGUACCAAAGAAGAAUCCUCCACUGUGCCCAUCAAAGAAACCAACCAAACUCCCACUCCCAAGAGUACCCACUGAACCAUUACAACAAACAAAACAAGAAAUUUACAAAAAACCUAUUCCACCAAUACCACAAAGGUCAAGUUCAAAAGAACUUCAUUCAGAUAAGGAAGAACCAAACUUGUUGGCUUUAGAACCAAAAUAUGGAAGACUGUCUGUUGGCGCCAGAACUCCUUUAAGACCACCACCGUCACCACCACUCACUAAACCACCACAACCCCCACAAACACAGAAUAACAAAAAUACAAAUAUCGACUCUAAUAAUGUUCGAAGCACUCCUUCUAUUCAUAUCAAUACAAACGAAGAAAGGGUUCAGAAAAUUUUGCCUCGACUUUCGUUUGUGAGGACCAGAAAAACAUCUUUGACUCCUCGAGAUCUUUCCACAAGAGACCAAACAGUCAAGAGUUGCUCGGAAGUGUGUGUUGAGAAGUUCAAUCCUGACGAGAGAAGUCGGACGGAUAUAGAAGAUAGGGUUCCACAAAUAUUGUCGCCACAGUUUGGGGAAGAGGUCCGUCGCGAACCGUUUAGAUACUCAAAGAAGUAUUUGAAUAAAUUGCGGGACUAUUUCACAGACGAAGACCUUGAAGAUAAAGUCGCUUUUGUCCCCAAAUUGGGGAAGACCAAAAUCUUUGGUACCCCCAAAGUGAUGAGAGUUGCUGAGCUCAUGUUCACUGAAUUUACCUUCUGCGCUAAACUUGAAAUUUUCCAAAUCUUUGAAGAAGAAAUAAGACGAGAAAUACCACUCCUCCAACACCAAGACUUUAUUUUAUUUAAUCCACUGGACAAUUUGGUCGAAACGAUAACAUCACUAUGCGAUGGUCUCGACCCACUCUAUGACACUUUACUUAAAUCCACUCCUGAAACUGAAGAACUUGUCAUUUUCGGGGUGUAUCAAGUCUAUUCGAACUUUUUGACAGACACAAGUCACAAAGGAACUUUAGAGGACGUUUACAGUAAAUUCAUUGCACAUUACACAACACUUAGUCCAUUCAUUGACAAGCUGUUUGAAGACACUUCGAAACUCAAGAAAUUGGUCAAUGAAUUACUCGAGAAUUGCAUUGAUAAAAACAUCAAAGAAUUUAAAGAUCUGUUUUACUGUGCUAUGCAGCGAGUUUGCCGCUUUGAGUUAAUUACAGACAGUGUGAUUAAAGAGUUCAAAACUUCUUCUCAAGUUCUCGACGAAGUUCAACAAGCAAAAACACUCUUUAAAGAGACAAACAAAAAGAUCAAUACUUACAUUUCACAAUCAAAACUGUUUUACACAAAGAAGUUUGAGUGUCUAACUUCCGUUUAUGGUUCUAACGGUUCCAUCCGUUCUGCCUCUAUCGUCAAUUCGGCCUUUUCAAAAGACAAUUCGUUGUUAGACUAUUUCACUGGAGUCAAAGCGACUGUUCUUGGAUUCAACGAGGUUGAGUUGUUCCUGUUCAACGAGGGGAUAUUAAAGCAAGAAAAUGGGGUCUUUGCCUUUUAUCCCAUAUGCACUGUUCUUUCUGGGGAGAUGCAAGAACAUGGCGAUCCGUCCAAAACCGAGCUCACAGACACAGAUGUUGUUUUCUAUGAUGUCAACAAAAACAAGUUACAAGUCAUCAACUUAGGGUCAAAAGACCUUACAGACAAAUUCAAUUCGGAGCUCAAAAUAGCAUUCGAGCAGUUCAUGGAAGUGGUUCAAAACAAUACAAACAAGGUGUAA